AAGCUUAGUCUGGCCAGGCAGGCUAUCUACAGCAUUUCCAAGCUCCCGAAAAAUCGGGAACCAAUCAACUUUGAGCAUCUCCAACGGCCCUGGGUAGAGGCGUGUUCAAGGCAGUGACGUAGUAGAACUGCGACCGGAAGCCAUAGAUUGUUUACAGAAUCUAUGCCGGAAGCGCUUCAUUCACAUCACGAACAUGGAGCAGCGGCAAGCCUUUAACACAGCGGUAGAUGCUGUAUUGAAAGCAUUCAACGGGAAGUUCUCAUUGAAAACGGAGCAAAGAGCAGCCCUGGAGGAGGACAUACCUGCUGACCUGGACCAUGAGCAAUGAGUCUGCCAUCUGGAAAAACCUAACUGAGAACCCCACAGAGUUCCAUUUGGAGCAUGGGGUGCAGGAUGGCUACGUCCUCCAGCUUGUUCUUUUGUCCAUCUUCCUCGCGGUGACGCUUAUCCUUGUGUCUGUCCUGUUGAUUGCCUGUCGCUGCUGUUGUGAGGGGGACUGGAGCUAUGCUCGGUUCAUUCCCUGCUUCAGGCGUAGUGAUGAUCCCGAGAAGACGAGCACCUCCUAUAUUGAGGAAACGCAGCCUGUGCAUGAAAUCACGAUCCGUGUGGAUGAGUCAGAGUGUUUGUCAGCAGCCAGCUCCCACGACAUGGAGACUGAGCGCUUCCUGUCCACGGGAAGCACCGGUCGGCGUGUUUCCUUCAAUGAGGCAGCCCUCUUCGACCACAGCAAGAAGCCACAGGAGAAAGGUCGAAGGUACACACUCACUGAGGGUGACUUCCAUCACCUAAAGAAUGCCAGGCUCACACAUCUCCACCUCCCUCCAGCUGCCCUGAAGAUCGUCACCAUCCACGAGUGUGAAUCAUCAGAGAACAACAUUGCCAUGACAACACGGCCUGUCGCUAAAUCCAGCCUCUCCAUCUUCCAGCCUCCAAUGCGCCCAUUGCCACAGACAGCUCUUAGUAGCCUAAGUCCCAGUUCAGCCCUGCCAGGCGAUUCUCUCAACUCCACUGUGGAUGCCAGCUUCUGUGAAAGCCCACCAUCUCCCAGCCCAGAGCCUCCAAGACCCAGCUUGAUGGAAGUCAGAGGUGCCAGCUUGAGGAAUGGAGGCAGCCCAGGCAGUGGGCGAGAUGCGGCACGUGCUUCAGCCUCAGGCGUCUCCUCUUCAACCAGUGCCCCUCAGGGUCCAGUAUUGCAUUUCUUUACCAAGCUGCGGCGGCAUGCCAGUCUGGAAGGAGCCAGUCCUUACCUUAAAAUCAGGAGAUGGAAGUUUGACAGCAGCCAGAGAGCCUCCAGCCUGGACACCAGAGCAGGCUCCCCCAAACGAAGGCCAUUCCAGAGGCAGCGAGCAGCUAGUGAAAGCAUGGACCAGGAGGAGAAUGGUGCCCACCACAUUGACCUCAUCCAGUACAUCGCUCACACCAAGGACGUGGCUUAUUGCCCACCACGUCUCCUUUCCCCCCCAUCCACACCCCCACCGUCCCUCGGCAGGUUAGAGGUGGAGGUGAUGGUGGAGCCAAGCUGCAGCAGAGCAAUGGGGCCCGGGGUGAUUGGCCUGAGUGCUGAGCCCCAAGAUGAGGCUCCUGCCAUGGGCUGUCGUCGGGAGAGCACAGAUCACCAGAGCCUUUAUCGUGACAUUUGGACCUUGCGCGCCUCUCUGGAACAGUACAUCUCUGACCAAAGCAGCAACAAUGACAAAGACUCAGUGCAUAGUGAUGCAGACAGUGUGUCUUCACUUAGGCUUAGGAUGGAGAAGGGUGGAUUGCCCAGUUACCCCUCCCAGGACACUGGGGAUGGGAUGGAAGUGGAUGCAGAGAUUCCUGGCGAUGAAAGUGUAGAGAAAAGAAGAAAACAGGACAGUGUGGAUUCUGAAAAAGGUAGUGAUGAAUCAGGCACCCGGAAGCUUCUUCAAAUGGACAGUGGCUAUGCAUCUAUAGAUGCCCCAUCUCGUGCUCCUGAUGAGGUACGACUGUUCCGGAGCAGCAGUGGUAGCAAUGAAGAGUCGGGAUCAGCCUUGGAAUACAGACACUUCUUCACCAGCUCUGGGUACAGAGAAACAGUGUGUGAAAGCUUUGAGACAGAUAUCUUGGAUGAAGAACUUGAAGAUGAACCUGGGGGAGCUAGUGGAGGUAGUGAUGCAGUGAUGGAACUGGACAAGGGUAGUUUGGUGUGGUCACCCUAUGGGCAGAUGUUCACACAGAGUGAUGCUCAGUCUCGUGCCCCAGCCUUAUCUUGCCGGGACUACAGCAUAGAUGAAAAAACAGAUGCACUUUUCCAUGAGUUUCUGCGCCAUGAUCCCCAGUUUGACCAGCAGGAGUCACCAGUCCGCUUGAAGCACCGUUCUCGUGUGCAUCUACGCAAGCAGUGGCAGCGCUCCAAGCAGUACAGUGAUCCUGGCCAGCGCUUCCACUCCUCCUUUGACCGUUAUCGCACCCCACUUCGCCGUGGAGAGACCGUUAACUACCCUCUGGAAAGUAGCUACCACAGCACACUUCCUCGAAUUGUCAGUGGUCCAGAUGAGGAAAACAGUGAUAGGACUGCCAACCUUGCAGAGAUGCCUGAUUCCUAUCAGAGAUUGGGAGCUGCUAAUAAGAGUCUUGCAUCUCCAAAGUAUGACCACACAAAGCACUCUUCCAGUACUGACAUCAGUGGAGAUUUGAAGGAAACAGUAGAACUUGCACCCUCCAAACUCCCUCUGGUGGCUGAUAGUACUCUAGGUCAACCAGAAGCCCUUGCAGAAGAGUCUGGGCACACAGUCCAGCCUCUUGAGUCAACAAAUGUGUAUUCACUUCCACAGCUAACUGAAACUGGGUACGGUCCUCAGACAAUCACGACAGAGCUGAGUGAUAAACUGUCUGUAACCCUUGAAGAGCAUCUGUAUUCUGAUUUACGCAGGACCAGGGAACAACCUGAGUGUUUGCUGACAGCCACGCAUGCCUCACCCGACCACAGCCCAGUGUAGCACAUGGCUCCACUCAUCCCAACCAACUCUUUGCUGAUAUCUCAGUAGGGCUUCAGUGAUCAAAAGUUCAGUGGAAAUUACCCUUAGACACUGAUCUGGGACCAGGUUUGGUUGUCAUUUUAGGGUUAGGAGGGUUAGGAUGACAGUAGCAGAACACAGAGGGUGGAUCCUUGGUCAGCUUUUAAGGGGAACUUCAUUCUACAUCAUUUCCAGGGUUAAGUAAGUGGAGAUCAAGACCCUUACCUCACAUCUGACAUCUAACAUGGCAUUAAGUCAUUUUUGAAUGGUGUUUGUAUGGUUUACUGCUUUAUUCGGGCUCCAUUUAGUUAUGUGUUGAGUUCAAAAGCCAAUAUCUUCUCUGCACUAGGUAAUCCACUGUGAAAUUGGGUGCUACUAGACUUGCAAUUCAUAUCCUUUGGCUUUGAUUUGCUGUAUUUCUACACAGUAUUUUGAUUCAGCCUCUUUUCUUUGUGGACACUACACUCCUAAUUCAGAAACAGAAAGCACUAAUCAAUGAUAUAACCUUUGUCUCUGAUAUAAGCUUCUUUUAAUUUAUGUGUGUUAUAGAUUCAGUUCCUCUGUUCUCUAUUCCUCUUUCUAGCCCAUUCUCUCUGCUUGGCUUUAAUCAUGUCUGAAUGAUGACAAAAUGAGCUUAUGUAUGUUGCACUAUAAUGAUCUGUGUAUGCACUUUUCAUGAUUUCAACCACAGUGUUUGUUUUUCAUCAAGUGUCCUUGUCAUAGUGGUGUGUGGUUCAUACUAGAACUACUGGUAUGGGAGAAAAACUGCCUUUUGUGCAAUACAUGUAAUGUUGUGAGCUUUUGUUCUUAACCAUACUAUUUAUUAUUAUUGCUUUAGUAUUUAAUGCUAAUGUAUGUCUUUUAUAAGUGUCUGAAGAAAGAGAAUAGACUUUGUGUAUGAGGUUUUAGGUGCCAAAUCCUUAGGUCAG
This is a messenger RNA of Neoarius graeffei (lesser salmon catfish), 3907 nucleotides long. RefSeq names its product CACN subunit beta associated regulatory protein b (gene cbarpb). The record is from RefSeq and is a predicted model, not a curated record. The coding region runs from base 318 to 2960 and encodes 880 amino acids. The transcript has 10 exons. Gene Ontology annotation, biological process: negative regulation of voltage-gated calcium channel activity; negative regulation of calcium ion-dependent exocytosis. Gene Ontology annotation, cellular component: plasma membrane; secretory granule. NCBI's taxonomy places the organism in Eukaryota, Metazoa, Chordata, Actinopteri, Siluriformes, Ariidae. Gene Ontology annotation, molecular function: transmembrane transporter binding.